Messenger RNA from Pseudopipra pipra, 885 nucleotides. It is a transcript of the gene HDHD3, whose product is annotated as haloacid dehalogenase like hydrolase domain containing 3. Gene Ontology annotation, cellular component: nucleus. The transcript has a single exon. Lineage: Eukaryota; Metazoa; Chordata; Aves; Passeriformes; Pipridae. Bases 1 to 717 code for a protein of 238 amino acids. The record is from RefSeq and is a predicted model, not a curated record.
AUGCUCAGGCUGCGCCUGCUGACCUGGGAUGUGAAGGACACUCUGCUGCGGCUGCGGCGGCCCGUGGGGCAGAGCUACGCGGCCGAGGCGCGGGCGCAGGGGCUGCAGGUGCAGCCGGAGGCUCUGGGACGGGCGUUCCGGGAGGCCUACGGGGCCCAGAGCCGCCGCUUCCCCAACUACGGCCGGGGGCAGGGGCUCAGCUCCCGGCAGUGGUGGGUGGACGUGGUCAAACAGGCCUUCGUGCUCUCGGGGGUGCAGGACGGUGCAGCCCUGACGGCGCUGGCAGAGAAGCUCUACCGCGACUACUGCAGCUCCCACAACUGGGAGCUGCUGCCCGGGGCCGAGGAGACCCUGAGCCGGUGCCGCCAGCGCGGCUUCCGCAUGGGCGUCGUGUCCAACUUCGACAACCGGCUGGAAAACAUCCUCUCGCAGUGCAACCUGCGGCACCACUUCGCGUUCGUGCUCACCUCCGAGGCCGCGGGGGCCGCCAAGCCCAACAGGAAGAUCUUCGAGGAGGCCCUGCGGCUCGGGGGCGUCCCCCCGGAGCAGGCGGCUCACGUUGGGGAUGAUUACACCCGGGAUUACCGGGCUGCCCGGGCCGUGGGCAUGCACAGCUUCCUGCUCCACACGGCCGGGCACGGCCCGGAGCCCGAGGUGCCCCCCGAGCACGUCCUGCCCACCCUCAGCCACCUCCUGGCCCGGAUCGAGAAGGGGUAGCUGCGGUUUGGAGGAGCCCAGCGCUGCUGCCGGGUGCUGAACUGGUCCUGGUGUGGGAUUCCCUGCUGCCAGGGGGCAGGGAACAGCAGCGAGCGGAUCAAGCACAGGGAGCAGCGCUGCCUACGGAGCAGGAGGGGUGUUCCUGCAAUAAAACAUAUCUGACAGCCA